Molecule: messenger RNA, 579 nt
Organism: Hordeum vulgare subsp. vulgare (domesticated barley)
Lineage: Eukaryota; Viridiplantae; Streptophyta; Magnoliopsida; Poales; Poaceae
Product: basic blue protein-like
Exons: 2
Coding region: 45-413 (122 amino acids)
Cellular component (GO): plasma membrane
Molecular function (GO): electron transfer activity
Source: RefSeq, a predicted model, not a curated record
AUAAAUAAAGCGAGGGCUCUUGACGUGCGGUAUUGGAGGCGUCAAUGGCACGACCAAGCAUUGGCUCCGCCGCCCCGGUGCUGGUUCUGGCCUGGUGCUGCGCGGCAGCCACCGCGCGAGGGACGGAGUGGGUCGUCGGCGGCGACAAGGGGUGGACCUUCGGCGUCGCCGGCUGGGAGAACCACAAGCCGAUCCAGCCCGGCGACAAGCUCGUGUUCAAGUACCAACCUGGGGCGCACAACGUGGUGGAGGUGGACGUGGCCGGGUACAUGGAGUGCAAGGCCCCCGACGGCGCCAGGACUCACACCACCGGCAACGACACCUUGGAGAUGCCCGGCGGCAAGGCCUACUUCAUCUGCACCUUCCCCGGCCACUGCGAGAAGGGCAUGAGGAUCGGCAUCCCGCCUAGAUAAAUAGGUCCGUUGAUAAAUAGCCCGACGUACUCUCUCGCGGGCUUGUUGAACGAUAAAUAAACUCAUGGGUGAUGGAAUGUUUGUCUGCAACUGCAAGCCCAGUUUUUCCUAGCCGUAGAGAUGAACGAGUAAAAAGGGAGGACGGGAAUAAAUAGAUUUCACACCA